Protopterus annectens (West African lungfish) is the source of this 4710-nucleotide messenger RNA. RefSeq names its product Rho GTPase activating protein 44 (gene ARHGAP44). Gene Ontology annotation, molecular function: GTPase activator activity; protein binding. Gene Ontology annotation, cellular component: intracellular anatomical structure; leading edge membrane; dendritic spine. Bases 415 to 3336 code for a protein of 973 amino acids. Gene Ontology annotation, biological process: neurotransmitter receptor transport, endosome to postsynaptic membrane; negative regulation of Rac protein signal transduction; regulation of dendritic spine morphogenesis. Lineage: Eukaryota; Metazoa; Chordata; Ceratodontiformes; Protopteridae. The record is from RefSeq and is a predicted model, not a curated record. The transcript is spliced from 22 exons.
CUGGUGAGCUGUCAUCCCAGCUCACGGAGGGCCAAGCUGGUCCAAGCAACGGGCGGCUUGGAGGCAGGCAGGAAAGCAAACGGACAGUGCAUAGUGACCACCAGGAGACAAUACGGGUACUCUUCCAGCAACUGAGCGGGAUUUUAAAAGCAGCAACUAAAAGGAAUGCAGUGAAGCGGCGCCUUUCCGUCCCAACUCGGAACCGGGUCUUGCUCCGGGUUCAGUACAAUGAAGAAUAGUUGCUGCUACGGGGCUUUGAAGGAUACUGUUACUGUGUUCAGCGUGCCCGUGGCGAUGGUGAUGCUGUCGUUCCUACCGGUGGCUUCUUGGCUUCACUGAAAUGAGAAAUGCUGCUUCGUUUCUGGUCCUGAAACUGCGCCGCCGCUGCUGCUGCUGCAGCUAAGGGAAUAAAUCAUGAAGAAACAGUUCAACCGGAUGCGGCAGCUUGCCAACCAGACGGUGGGCAGAGCUGAAAAGACAGAAGUAUUAAGUGAUGACCUGCUGCAGGUGGAGAAACGUCUGGAGCUAGUAAAGCAAGUGUCUCAUAGUACUCACAAGAAAUUAACAGCAUGUCUCCAAGGGCAGCAAGGGACAGAUGUCGACAAACGAUCAAAAAAAUUACCAUUAACCACUCUUGCGCAGUGUCUGGUGGAAGGCUCUACUAUUCUAGGAGAAGAUUCAUUGCUUGGAAAGAUGCUAAAGUUAAGUGGGGAGACAGAGGACAGAUUGGCACAAGAACACAUUCUUUAUGAACUACAACUAGAACGGAAUGUCAUAGAACCCUUGUUUAUUUUGGCUGAGGAGGAAAUUCCCAACAUUCAGAAACAGAGGAAGCACUUGGCUAAAUUAGUUCUUGAUAUGGAUUCUGCAAGAACAAGAUUACCAGAUGGACAGUCUGCUGCUCCCAAGAAGUCUGACAAAUAUCAACAGUCUUUGAAAUCAUCAGGUCUGGGAACGAACCUGCAGCCUACAGGUGCCAAAGCUGAUGCUCUCAGGGAAGAGAUGGAGGAAGCAGCAAACAGAAUGGAAAUCUGCAGGGAUCAAUUAUCAGCAGACAUGUACAACUUUGUGGCCAAAGAAAUCGACUAUGCAAACUAUUUUCAGACACUAAUAGAAGUGCAGGCUGAAUACCACAGGAAGUCAUUAGCACUUUUACAGAGUGUACUGCCUCAAAUUAAAGCACAACAGGAGGCAUGGAUGGAAAAACCCUCAUUUGGGAAACCACUGGAGGAACAUCUCAAUGUUAGUGGAAGGGAAAUUGCCUUCCCCAUCGAAGCCUGUGUAACAAUGCUGCUGGAAUGUGGGAUGCAGGAAGAGGGUCUUUUCAGGGUUGCACCCUCGGCCUCCAAGCUAAAGAAACUGAAAGCCUCACUAGACUGUGGAGUGUUAGAUGUACAGGAAUAUUCAAUAGAUCCUCAUGCCAUAGCAGGUGCCCUCAAAUCAUAUCUGAGGGAGCUGCCUGAACCCCUGAUGACUUAUGAACUUUAUGAAGAGUGGAUCCAGGCAUCCAACAUCCAGGAUCAAGACAAAAGGUUGCAAGUUCUGUGGAAUACAUGUGAAAAACUGCCAAAGGCAAGCUUUAACAACUUUAGAUACUUGAUCAAAUUUUUAGCAAAGUUAACAGAAUAUCAAGAUGCAAAUAAAAUGACUCCUGGUAACAUAGCAAUAGUACUGGGACCCAAUCUGCUGUGGCCUCAAUCAGAAGGGAACAUCACGGAUAUGAUGACAACAGUAUCGUUACAGAUCGUGGGGAUAAUCGAGCCCAUAAUUCAGCAUGCAGAUUGGUUCUUCCCAGGAGAUAUAGAGUUUAAUGUCACUGGAAGUUAUGGAAGUCCUAUACACACAAACCAUAAUGCAAACUACAGCUCUAUGCCAUCUCCUGAUAUGGACCACUGCGACAGGAAACAGCACGACCAGACAAGGCGACCCCUUAGUGUGGCGACAGAUAAUAUGAUGCUGGAGUUUUACAAGAAGGAAGGUAUGGGCGUCAGGGUGAUGGACACAUCUUGGGUGGCUCGCCGAAGUUCAUCGUUAGUUCGAAAAACAUCUUCCACGCCGCCUUCAGUGCAGCCCCCUGCUCCACCUUCUGAGCUUGCUGCUGCUCCUCAGUCUCCAAUUCCUGAACAAUCUCUGGAACUUUUGGGUACUCUUUCUCCUCUUCCUCCCACCUCUGCUGCUAAAGGUGGUGGUAGCACUUUACAGUCUGGGGCAGAUCGGGCAAGCACGGAUGAUGUGUCUUCCAAACUUCUGGAUUCCUGUUACAAGUUUCCUUCCCCUGAGGAUGACAGACCUUCAUCUCAUCCUUGCUAUCAGUAUCCUCUCCAUCAGCACCAUCUCCACCCUAAAACUCAAUCUUUCUCUAGACCUGAAACCCCCUCCCCAUACAGAUGGAUUGGAUAUAGUGCAACCCUGCCUCCUCCUUCCUCGCACCAGCUUGAUAUUAACUCUAACCCUAAGCCAUGCUUCCUUCACCUCCCAAAGCAGAGCUCCCUCACUGAACCGCAUGCUCCUGAAACUAAUCUGUCACCCCUCUUCAUCAAAACCCCUCUUGUCUUAACCAAACAUGAGCCCUGUGCCACUCUGCCUUCUCACCCUUCCCUGUCAGCCUCUCCCCCGUGGGUCAGCUGUGCCUGUGCCAGAGAUAGAGGAACCAGGCUGACUAGUAAUUUGAAAAACAAAGAAGUGUCACCCAUCACUGGGCAGAAAGGAGGUCCUAGCACUAACCAAAUAGGUUCAUCGGGCAACAUACAACAAACAGCUGGCACAGGACAGCCCUCAACUGACCUGAGUCCUCAUGCUAUUAGGAAAGCUGCAAAGAAAUUGGCACCAAUACCACCUAAAGUUCCAUUUGGUCAGCCUGGAGCUACAGCUGAUCAGUCUCCUGGCCAGCCAUCUCCUGUCAGUCUGUCUCCCACACCCCCCAGCACUCCAUCACCAUAUGGGAUCAGUUACACACAGGGCUGUUCUCUUUCUCCUGGCCUUGUAUCUCCAGCAGCAACGCCAAGCCUUUCCUCACCUCCUUCCUUGACAAGCACCUUAACCAAAAGUCGUCCAACUCCUAAGCCACGACAGAGACCCACCUUACCACCUCCCCAGCCUCCCACUCCAAGCCUUUCUGGGACUAGUCCUCAGUCCAUGGAACAUCCAGUUAUAGAUGGAAUUUCUCCUGGAGAAAGCAUGUCAACAGAACAUGCCAGCUUAGAUAUUCCAACAAUAUAUAUACAGACAGACACUCCAAGUGUUACAGACCCUUUUGAGCAGAUGCAGAGAAUCUCUGUUACAAAUUUCAGCAUAAAACCUGAUUCUGAUGAGGAUUCAGAAAGCACUGCCCUAUGACAUAGGGAGGCACCUUUACUGAUGUGUGACAUUGCUGUACAUAUAAUUAAUAUUGUAUUACUACUGAAGAAUAUAUGAAGAAACCAGAAUUCUGCCUGUUAUCUAAUGUAGAUCUUCUUCCAGUGACUACAACCAUGUAACUGUUAAAGGAAAGAAAUACCACUUCCCGAGAUGGGAAAGAAUCAUGAUAUGCCAUGAUACACAUGAUGUAAUUCUGCAAUGAACGCACUGAUUCUCGCCUUUGUUUUUUAUUACUAUCAUCCAAGUUACAGAAAGUAGAAAGCCUGAGGGAUGUUAAUUUGCUUUUAUCAUCUGAUGAUGGUCCUACCCAAGUACUCCCAGAAACAACACUCAUUAACAUUAUAUGCUGCUGCUGCUGUGAACUUUGUGCUGUUAUUGAACAGCUGAUUUUAAAUGAAGUAUUAAAAUUAUUCCAUUUGUUUCCCUUGUCCCUUGUCAUGAUGCUUAUCAGGAUACAUGAUGAGAAACCUUAUUGUCAGUGUACUUCGAGGAUAGAAGUAUUCAGUUUGUCUAUGGUUUUAAUAAUGUUACACCCAAAAAAGUAUCAUGAGAUUAAAAAAAUCUGUAAACCAUUCAACUGGCAUUGUUUUAUAAAUGGCACAUUUGAAUGGCUUUAAUUUAUACAUAAUUUGUCAUUAGAAUGGACACUGUUCAAUUAUUGAAGUUUUUAUUUAGUGGUUCAGUGGCAAAACUACAUUUUAUGAUCUCUUAUAUGGUUCAUUUUUAUUGUUUUGUUUGUUUGCCUUUAUGGUGUGCAAUAACACUUAAUAUUUGAUGAUGGUGCAUUCAUUCAGCUGUAUGGAUAUAGUCUGUAACUGGAGUUUAAAGUGGUGGGUCCAUGGGUGAAUGGCCAUUUGUUAAUGUAUAGGAUAAACAUUUGCUAGAUUUUGGCAUAUGGAAAAGUUUUGUUGAUUUGACUGUAUAUGGAAGGAAAUAUAAUUUUUGUGUUCAUGGAAAUAUUCUUAUUUGAGCCAUUCCUGUUACACUGAUGUACAGAUGUACAGUAUAGUACAAAGUGUUUAUUUCAAUCCAGAGUUUGAACUUGCUCCUGGAUCUCAGUUGUAAACAUAAUAUAAAAUCUAGUGUUAUAUCUUCUCACAGUAUUUUCAGGUAAGAUAUGUAAGUUUUGCACAGGUUCAGCAACUGUGGUAUGCCGCGUGGAAGAAGGAAAGGGGGAAUACAGUAAACCUGAGCUGUGGAACCUUCAUAGAAGAUGCUGUCAGAACAAGUAAUAAUAAUAAUCAUGUUCGGAUGUUAUGUGUUACCUGUAUUACAGCUAAAACAAAAUAUACGUUAAAGAUUUAUAUGUCGUAAAUGAUGUCUAUAAUAAAGAUUUUAUUCAGAGAAAUGCUA